AUGUCGAAAGCACUACUCAUCACUAGCGCGACUGGCAAGCAGGGCACUGCGACAAUCACUGCACUACUCAAGGCAGAUGCGGACUUUGAGAUAUUAGCUCUUACUCGAAACGCACAGUCUGCAUCAGCCCAAAAGCUUCAAGCAAAAUCAUCAAAGAUCAAGCUGAUCACUGGCCACCUCGACGACGUGGACGAUGUUUUCCGAAAAGUCAAACAAGCCACCGAGCUCCCAAUCUGGGGUGUGUUCAGAGUACAGGUGGCCAUUGGUGGUGGAGCGACUCCUCAGACCGAAGAAAAGCAGGGCAAAGCUUUGAUCGACGCAGCUAUAAAGCAUGGUAUCAAGCACUUUGUCUACUCAUCCGUCGACCGCGGAGGUUCCAAAUCAGACACCAAUGCAACAACCGUCCCCCAUUUUGCCAGCAAGUAUCGUGUUGAGCAGUAUCUCUUCGAAAAGACUCGCAACGGAGAGAUGGACUGGGUGAUACUCCGCCCCGUAGCGUUCUACGAGAACCUCGUCCCCGGAUUCCUGGGCAAGGUGUUCGCAACAAGCUGGUAUUCGAUUCUCAAGGACAAACCACUACAGCUCGUCGCGACAAGCGACAUCGGUUUCUUUGCCGCCGAGGCCUUCACAAAGCCUGAAGAGUACAAGAGCCAGAAGCUCUCGCUCGCAGGCGAAGAACUGACAUACACCCAAUUCAAGACCAUCUUUGCUGAAACGACGGGUCAAAGUUUGCCAACUACAUUCCGCUUUGUUGCAGGCGCUAUCAACAUGAUGGUCAAGGAUCUGGGGUUAAUGUUCAAAUGGUUCAACGAUGUAGGAUACGGCGCCGACAUCUCGAAAGUGAGGCAAAUCAACCCAGCCUUGAAGGGAUUUGAAACGUGGUUAAAAGAGGACAGUCAGUUCAAGACUCGUUGA
Molecule: messenger RNA, 915 nt
Organism: Ascochyta rabiei
Lineage: Eukaryota; Fungi; Ascomycota; Dothideomycetes; Pleosporales; Didymellaceae
Exons: 1
Coding region: 1-915 (304 amino acids)
Source: RefSeq, a predicted model, not a curated record